Miscanthus lutarioriparius is the source of this 255-nucleotide messenger RNA. NCBI's taxonomy places the organism in Eukaryota, Viridiplantae, Streptophyta, Magnoliopsida, Poales, Poaceae. The record is from the annotation of a GenBank genome assembly.
AUGAUGAUGGAGAAGCAGAUCAGGGAGCACCAGGAAGCAGGGCGGCAGCAGCAGCAGCAGCAGGUGGUGGUGGUGCACAGCCAGGUGCGGCGGAUCAAGCAGGAGGAGGACGAGCGGGUCACGGUGCACGAGACGUACCAGCACCAACACGCCUCCGAGAUGCGCCUCGUCCUCCGGGACCUCGACAGGCAGCGCUCCCGCUCCCCGCUCGGCCGCGUCGCCCGCACCGCCAUCUCCAUCGGCGGUGACUCCUAG